Molecule: messenger RNA, 2306 nt
Organism: Rhincodon typus (whale shark)
Lineage: Eukaryota; Metazoa; Chordata; Chondrichthyes; Orectolobiformes; Rhincodontidae
Product: adhesion G-protein coupled receptor G2-like
Exons: 19
Coding region: 97-2076 (659 amino acids)
Biological process (GO): adenylate cyclase-activating G protein-coupled receptor signaling pathway; cell surface receptor signaling pathway
Cellular component (GO): membrane
Molecular function (GO): G protein-coupled receptor activity
Source: RefSeq, a predicted model, not a curated record
AGCAUCACGACUAUUAAUGAGACAUUAUCUACACAGAAGACAACAGUGUACAUCAUUACUGUGAAUAAGACAUCCACUACACAGAACACAACAGGGAUGACCAUUGCUACAAAUAGGACAUCAGCUUCACAGACCAUGCCAGUGAACACAACUGGAAUAUUAUCUCCAGGGAACACAACAGUGAACAGCACAAUUAUUACGACAUCGUCACCUCUACAGAACACAACAGUGAAUGGUACAGAGACAGAGACAUCACCACAAAACACAACAGAAGAUCCACUAAUCAUCAGUCCUACAGAUGCAAAUGCUGUUGCUUUAAUUGUGACCCAACUGGAGAAAAUAUUGCAAGUGGAGAGCAUAAAUGAGGAGCUCGCUGUAACACUCGUUAACACAAUAAGCAACCUCAUCAAUGCCUCAGUUGAUGCUGUUGCCUCAUCUUCCAGACAGAUAUUGGAUAUUGUGGACACAAUUGGUGAGAAGCUGAAUUUCACAACAGAUUCAAUAAACAUCACCUCCCCUUUCUUGACUUUGGCUGUGAACAAAAUCAAUGCUACUGCCUUCAGUGGAGCAGACUUCACCAUCAGCAACGUUACCAACCUGCAGGUCUCUCUGGAUGAAGAAUCUCCUCAGGCAAGUUUUGCAGCUAUUGAACUUCCAUCUUCCCUACUGAAAAAUUUCUCUUCAGAGGAGGUGGAUAAUAUUUCGAGAAUUCAAUUCUCUUUCCAUGAGAAACCAACAUUGUUCCAGGAUUCCAACCUUGGUAGCGCAUCUGUCUUGAACAGUUACAUCAUUGCAUCCAGCGUUAAUGCAAACAUCAGCAUCAGUGACUUGGCGGAUCCAGUCAAAAUCACAUUCAAGAACCUUCAGCUCAUGGAGGAUAGUUCUAUUGUGGAGUGUGUAUUCUGGGAUUUUCUGAAAAACAAUGCCACUGGUGGAUGGAAUUCAGAAGGUUGUACAACUGCACAGAACACAUCAAAUCAGACAGUAUGUGAAUGCAACCAUCUAACCCAUUUCGGUGUCUUACUGACGAUUUCCAGAGAUCCUAUAACUGAUCCUGUCCAGGAGCGAAUCCUUACUUUCAUUGCAUACAUAGGAUGUGGCCUUUCUUCAAUUUGCUUGGCUAUGACCUUGGUGACAUAUCUCGUUUUUGAAAAACUUCGGAGAGAUUACCCCUCAAAAAUCCUGAUAAACCUUUGUACAGCCCUGCUGUUCCUCAAUAUGGUUUUCCUCAUUGAUUCCUGGAUUUCUGUCUAUCGUAUAGAGGGCUUAUGUAUCGUUGUAGCUGCCUUGCUCCAUUAUUUCCUGUUGGCCUCCUUCACCUGGAUGAGUCUUGAGGCUCUCCACAUGUACCUGGCUCUAGUUAAAGUCUUCAACACUUAUGUGCGCAGAUACAUAUUGAAAUUCUGCAUUCUUGGUUGGGGCAUCCCCAUUGUAGUGGUAGCCAUUAUACUUGGUACUGGUGCCAUGGGACGUCACAACUAUGGACUUGGACCUUAUGGAAGGAAAACCAACACUACUUUGGAUGAAUUCUGCUGGAUCAACAAUGACACAACUUUUUAUGUUGCCGCAGUAGGGUAUUUCUGUAUAAUGUUCCUUGUGAACCUUAGCAUGUUUAUUGUGGUGUUGACUCAAUUCUGUCAAAUAAAAAGCAAGCAGCACCAUCAGAAUGCACAGAAGAGCGUGUUACAAAACAUCAGAAGUGUGGCCAGCCUCACAUUCUUAUUUGGAAUCACAUGGGGAUUUGCCUUCUUUGCAUGGGGCCCAGUAAACCUUCCAUUUAUGUACCUCUUCGCCAUCUUCAACACUCUGCAAGGAGCCUUCAUCUUCAUUUUUCAUUGUGUAAUCAAAGAAAAUGUCCAGAAAGUAUGGAGGAGGUAUUUAUGCUGUGGCAAGUUGAUGUUGCCUGAAAAUUCAGAUUGGUGCAUAACAGCAACAAAGAAGACAAAGAAGCUACAACCUCUAGUCCAAGGCAUGUCUCUGUCCUCAACUUCCAACAACUCCUUACAGUCCACCUCCCCGUUUUUUCCAGUCCGCGACUACUCCUGUCACCCCAAUGUAAAUGGUGCUAAGCUUUAAAGUUGCAACCUCACAUCCCUCAAGCAUGUAAGUUCAUCUGCUUUGCCUGGAUUUCAUAAAAAUCUCGUGAUUACUGCAAGAGACAGUGUCUGACGUCCUUCCAGGAGUCAUUAGGAUGGAAUUUUAACAUUGAAAUGUAAAUACAUAGUUGUCCAAAGUAAUAAUUCAAAUUUCAACCAGUCAUUUGAUCAGACCUUUCAAAAACUGAAUAAAAAUGUUGUUUUACCAAA